This is a messenger RNA of Ilyonectria robusta, 727 nucleotides long. RefSeq lists its product as uncharacterized. The transcript has a single exon. The record is from RefSeq and is a predicted model, not a curated record. Lineage: Eukaryota; Fungi; Ascomycota; Sordariomycetes; Hypocreales; Nectriaceae. The coding region runs from base 44 to 541 and encodes 165 amino acids.
GAAAGCAAUUUGAACGCACCCAGAAAUCUAGAACUGGCGGUGGAUGGAACGCCUCAAGAUCCCAGCGAAGCGAGGUGGUUGGGCUGUCAUGUUUUAUUUCCGGACAAGCAGCCACCAGCGCAAUUUGAAGCAAGGCUCAGGGGGGCAUUCGGUUCAUCGAUGCCUCACGGAUCCUUUUUCACGCGAAGUCUAUUGCAUGAACCAACAGUCGGUGGUGGUUGCUCGCGUUGUGCAUGCGCCCGCCACAUUUGCUUCAUCGAUCCAUGCGGUUUUCCACUACAUGCGUACCACGGAGUACUUAUUCAAAAGGACCAGGGCGGGAAACACCUCAUCGGGUCACCCAAGACUCGCUUCGCCGUCGGCAUUAUCAUGCGGUUUCGGCAUUGAACAACGGUGUGGCCUUCACACAACCUUGUGGCUCGCCAGGCACGUCCCGUUGAACUUGGUACAGGGGUCACGACGGCAUCAAGCGACUCUCAGGCCAUAUGCUUGCUGCUGGAGCCCAUUUCUCCAUUCCUGCCAGGAGACAUUUGACUCCUGAUGCGAUGCGACUGCGACGUAACUUCACGUUCUAGACUGUCGUACCCUCUCACAUCCUAGCAACCCUUUGAGUGCUGGUAGCCAGGAACCAGGGUCUUGGGCCAUGGGGAUGAAAUCAGUGGCGUUCGACUGGGCGUCGACGUUGGCCGAUGAGGAACCGUGGAUUCGGCUCGGGGUGAUGGGAGAC